UUAAAUGUCAGGAGAUAAGAUUUUACACAGUGUACAUGAAUAAAGUACGGUAUGACAGAUACAUAGUUGACCUAUUGUUUUUCCUAUCACAAAAUGAAAUUACUUUUAGUAAUUUUUGUGCUACACACUGGGUUAGGGUUUCUAUUGGACGAUUUCAACCGCAACCUUUACAGAUGUCCCCCUAUUAUACACCGAUCAGCUAGACUCUUCACGUAUGGCCAGUAUUGUAUAGAGUUUGUAGUCGGCAAUCCAACGUAUUGGAGUGAUGCAAGGGACUACUGCCACCAUCGGGGCGGUACUCUAGUGUCAAUUCCCGAUUCUGGUACCCAGAAGUUUCUGAUGAAGGCUGUAGAAUGGCAACAGUUUUCCCCGGAUUCGAAGGGGCUGUGGAUAGGACUCAAUGACAGGUCCAAUGAAAACCAUUAUGUCUGGGAAAACGGUGAUGGACUUCAUGGAUUUACGUAUUGGGGUAAAGACGAACCGAGUAAAUUGAUUCAUUUUGCUCAAGACUGCGUGGUAUUACAGAUCAAGGACGGUGGUCACUGGUGGGACGAACCGUGUGGACUCUGGCCCUUUACCUACAAUUUUAUAUGUCAAUAUGACAUGCUUCCAACAACUACCCAUAAAACUACUCAUACCACUAGUAAUAUAAAAACGACGACGGCUUCGACGCCAAUGAAAACAACGACGACGACGGUAAGAGAAACAACAUUGUCUACUACAUCACCAACAACUAAAACAACAACACCAGUUAUGAUGACGACAACAGUGGCAUGCCAGGAUAUAGAUUGCCAGAAGUCAUGUCCCGGCGGAUAUUCAGGCGUUUUCGUCGGCAAUGACGGAUGCAUUUCAUGUAGAUGUAUUUAAUACAUGGAUGAUACUGAAGUAUAACAAAACAAAACAAAACAAAGCAAA
Molecule: messenger RNA, 915 nt
Organism: Ruditapes philippinarum (Manila clam)
Lineage: Eukaryota; Metazoa; Mollusca; Bivalvia; Venerida; Veneridae
Product: snaclec alboaggregin-D subunit beta-like
Exons: 5
Coding region: 94-867 (257 amino acids)
Source: RefSeq, a predicted model, not a curated record